AUGAGUUGUAUCUCAAAUUCAACAAAUACUUCUUCAUCUCAACAAACAUCUACAAAUGAUCAUAAUCAAGAAUCAUCAAAAGUAUUAAAUGGUUAUUUAAAAGAUCAUUUUAAUGUAUCAUUUGUUGAUUGUAAAUGUUGUUGUGAUGCAAGUAAAGAAAUUUCAAAAUGUCAAAAUGAUUCAUUAGAAUUUCUACGUGAUAUUCAAGAAUAUAUUAAUUUGCCUGAAUAUCGUCUUAAUUGUCGAUGUAUUUGUGGUGAUAAUGAACAAAAUAAUACACCGAUUAAAUUUGGAAUUAAUUUAACACCAGCUAAUGACUUAAAAUAA
Messenger RNA from Rotaria sp. Silwood1, 327 nucleotides. Lineage: Eukaryota; Metazoa; Rotifera; Eurotatoria; Philodinida; Philodinidae. The record is from the annotation of a GenBank genome assembly.